AUUCAACAAUAUUUUUCAGAUCUUCUUAGUUCUCGUUGGUGUGCGAUGCAUUCGACCUCAUAUUUUUUAUUGACAAUAGACCACAAUUCCAAAUUUUAGUGGAAUUGUCUGCAAUAUUAAAGUCAAUGGAUCAUUGUGCUCAAAAGCCUACACACGAAGUGUUCUACAAAAAAGUUGACUCUUCAACAUAAAACUUUUCUAUUUUAUAUUGGUUAACAAAUGAUGAAACAUAGUAUAUCCUCAAAAAGGAACUGUUGGAUAAAGGUUUGUAUACUUUACCAACAUAUCAUUAUCAGUAGAAGUUUCUCAGUCUGUACUUUCAAGGAAUAACAUACAUAAACUCAUCAUAAUCAUAACUCAUAAUUCACAUCACACAAAUUGCAUCACAUGGCAACAGAACCAAAGAAGAUCAUAAUUGAUACCGAUCCUGGAAUCGAUGAUGCUAUGGCUAUAUUCCUUGCUCUGAGAUCACCAGAGGUUGAAGUUAUUGGACUUACAACUAUCUAUGGAAAUGUUUAUACUACUCUUGCUACCAGAAAUGCUUUGCAUUUGUUGGAGGUUGCUGGAAGAACUGAUAUACCAGUUGCUGAAGGAUCUCAUGUCACAUUAAACAAAGAACCGAAACUAGGCGUUACAGAUUUUGUCCAUGGUGCAGAUGGACUUGGCAACCAAAACUUUCCACCACCAAAUGGGAAACCUAUUGAAGAAUCAGCUGCUGAUUUUUUGGUUAACCAAGCAAAAGUGAACCCCGGAAAAGUCACUGUGGUGGCAUUAGGCCCUCUUACAAAUAUUGCUUUGGCUAUACAGAUGGACCCAGAGUUUGUUAAAAACAUAGGCCAGAUUGUUCUGCUUGGUGGAUCUUUUGCAGUAAAUGGCAAUGCGAAUCCAGCUGCUGAAGCAAAUAUAUAUGGUGAUCCACAGGCUGCAGAUGUUGUAUUCAUAAGUGGCGCAAAUGUACUUGCAGUUGGAAUAAAUGUUACUCACCAAGUCGUAUUGUCAGGUUCUGAUCGAGAAAAGUUGGCAAGUUCAAAAGGAAAAUUUGCUCAAUACUUGACCGGAAUCUUAGAGGUGUAUUUCGCUUACCAUUUUGAUGCAUACAACACCAAUGGAGCUUACCUUCAUGACCCAACAGCGUUGCUUGCAGCCGUUGAUCCUUCACUUGUAACCUGCACGGAGGGUACUGUUAGAGUCCAAACCAGUGGCAUUACAAGGGGACUUACAAUACUCUGCGAUAAACAUAAAAGUUUUGGAGAAAUCACAGAAUGGUCUAAUAAGCCAUCAGUAAAAGUAGCUGUGACAGUUGAUGCUCCAAGAGUUGUGAAAUUGGUCAUGGAUCGUCUUUUGUCUUGAAGUAGCUGUGAACUCAUUUUAUUAGCAUUAAACUUUGAAAAUGUGUGUAACACAAUUAUUAAUAAGCUAAACAUGUUAGAGGUUAA
Molecule: messenger RNA, 1436 nt
Organism: Trifolium pratense (red clover)
Lineage: Eukaryota; Viridiplantae; Streptophyta; Magnoliopsida; Fabales; Fabaceae
Product: probable uridine nucleosidase 2
Exons: 9
Coding region: 388-1350 (320 amino acids)
Biological process (GO): purine nucleoside catabolic process
Cellular component (GO): cytosol
Molecular function (GO): purine nucleosidase activity
Source: RefSeq, a predicted model, not a curated record